CCCGCUGUCGAGCUUGAUGACUCGGUGCCCGCUGUUCUGCCAGAUGAGUCAGUGCCCGCUGUCGUGCCAGAUGAGUCGGUGCCCGCUGUUCUGUCAGAUGCCUUGGUGCCCGCUGUUCUGUCAGAUGCCUUGGUGCCCGCUGUCGUGCCUGAUGCCUCGGUGCCCGCUGCCCAGCCUGACAUGCCUCUGCCCGCUGCCCAGCCUGACGUACCAGCUCCUGAUGCCUAGCCUGCUUCUGGAAAUCCUGUGUCCAGCAACCUGCCUUCCUGCGGUUUCCUGCAAAAAGAUAGGCCUAUCAGCAGGAGACCCAGCCAAUCGCUUUAUUCCGGCAGUGGGAUGUCCAGCCAGUUGC
Messenger RNA from Staurois parvus, 352 nucleotides. The record is from the annotation of a GenBank genome assembly. NCBI's taxonomy places the organism in Eukaryota, Metazoa, Chordata, Amphibia, Anura, Ranidae.